UUUCCGGUUUUCUAAGAAGCGCGCAAGCAGGGAUUGAGUAUUUUCUCGUUUUUUUUCUGCUGGCUUCGGGCGACGCGAGGCCGUCGGGGCCGCUGAUCAGUGGAGAGCCAAGGUGUGGGGCGUUGUAUGUAUACUGAUUGUAAACUGACCAAGAUUUUCGUCCCACUAAUGAUCGGCAGUCCGUAAGACGUUUAGAAGCCCGGCGGGGUGAAAUAAAACUCGUGGCCGAGUUCGUGCAAAGUAACUUCAGCUCAUGGCUACAGUUACGGUCACCAUCAGUGGUCCCCUGCUGGCUACCCUCAUAUAUGAGCAUUGCAACAGUCCUGGUGACCAGGAGGGCUUUCUCUUGGGAGAAAUAUCAAGUCGUAUAACGGAUACGAUCAGUGACGCUCAGCUGCACGGCGAAAAAGAGGAGACUAACCUCAAAAUAUGUUCUAUUAUUUCGUGUGACCUAUUCGAAUUCUACGACAAAAAGUGCCAUCUAAUUGUGGACAAAUUGUCGGCGCUGCUACGAGACAAGCAAAAGGAAGUUGUUGGGUGGUACCGCUUCAGGCGCAACACCAGCCUGCAGACAUCCCUGCGAGAACAGGUGCUCCAUCAACGAUUGGUUCGAAAGCUUGGCCAAGGCUAUGGAAAUUACUUCCUGCUGGCACUCUUCAGAGGCUGCACCUCAUCCAAUGAUGCAACACACUCCAUGGAGCAUGUCUUCUUACGCUCUACAGAUCCUGCUUUCAAACAUUAUUCUGCAGUUCCACUGCAUAUAGUGAACCUUGGAGAGCCUGGUCAUUCAGAUUACCGCAUGUACCCUGGUUCUGCUGCCAGCAUCCACCAAGGGGCUUUCUGUGAAGUACUCAACUCUCUCCCUGCCGACGGAUCACUUGAAAUGGUGAACCACAUGCAUAGACUGCAUAAUCUGCUCCACACCAAACUGAGGGAAGUGCUCAGCAGUGUUGCUGAAUCUGAAGAAGAUGUGGCCACAUUUGUGGAUGACAUCAUUCAGCUGAGAGAGAAGUAUGGAGCACUGAAGAAGGCUGCUGCUGUGGGUGAGGAACUUACUGCAGCAUCUGCAUCGGAGAGCAUCUCGACAACUUCAAAGUAGAAGUCUGUUUUUGGUGCACAUUUACAUUGAAUGGAUGACUGUG
Messenger RNA from Rhipicephalus sanguineus (brown dog tick), 1142 nucleotides. Its product is annotated as BRISC complex subunit Abraxas 2. Gene Ontology annotation, cellular component: nucleus. Gene Ontology annotation, biological process: protein K63-linked deubiquitination; mitotic spindle assembly; attachment of spindle microtubules to kinetochore. Lineage: Eukaryota; Metazoa; Arthropoda; Arachnida; Ixodida; Ixodidae. The coding region runs from base 254 to 1099 and encodes 281 amino acids. The transcript has 9 exons. Gene Ontology annotation, molecular function: polyubiquitin modification-dependent protein binding; microtubule binding. The record is from RefSeq and is a predicted model, not a curated record.